GAUGCUACUGCUAUCAUCACCGCACAGUCCUUCAUUAACCUGGGAUCUAACAGAGGGAACUAAUGCACCUAAAGUAAGUAUGACUAAGUUCCCUCCUAAAAUCAUGGCUCAUUAAGGAAAUUCCAACUACCUGCAGAACUAACAAUGGGGGAUCUUAGUUCUGCUGCGGAUUCCAUAUACACAGAAGGCUGAGUCUGGAUUCUUUCCCACCAUUAACUGUUUACCUCCCACACAAGACUUGUGUUUGAAAUCACCUGUCAUCCCCAACUUUACAUCUUCACUUUUUAUCAGUAUAACCAUGGAGUGUACAAGUUCUACGAGACUUCAUACCAGCUGGAACCCCAAUCAGGACCCACAAAGGGAAUAAUACUUUGUAAAGCACAGCAUGAAUUCUAUGACAUUUGGAAACUAAUAUCAGAACUGGGUAGCACAUUAUCACAAGAACAUCACCCAUAUGGCCAGAGAGGACAACAUAUUGCCCUGUAAAGAUCCUAAGAAAGAACUAUGAUAGCAACUGGAGGUGUCAUAACAGGACUGGCCGCCUUGAAGAGGCAAGAUUCAGCCAGAUCCCAGCAUCUUUUGUCCAGACCUGCAUCACCACCUCCUGAAAAGAAACCUGUAAGGCGCCGUCCCCGAGCAGAUGUAGUUGUUGUGAGAGGGAAAAUUCGGCUUUACUCUCCAUCUGGCUUUUUUCUUAUUCUUGGAGUAGUAAUAUCUGUUGCAGGAAUAGCUAUGGCAGUUCUUGGGUACUGGCCACAUAAAGAACAAUUUUUAACAUCAGAAGUCACCAUAGAGGUUAAUAAGACCCACAUGUUUGGAGAAGCUGGAAUGAUGGUAACGUUUUUUGAACAACAUUUACACUCAGAAAAAAUGAAAAUGUUGGGACCGUUCACAAUGGGUAUUGGAAUAUUUAUUUUUAUAUGCGCCAAUGCAAUACUUCAUGAGAAUCGAGACAAGGAGACCAAGGUCAUUCACAUGAGAGAUAUUUAUUCAACUGUCAUAGACAUUCAUAGCAUGAGGAUAAAAGAGCAGAAACAUUUAAAUGGAGCCUUUUCAGGCUUGUAUGGGGAAGCUGAAUACAGACCUCCUGACAAUCCUUGUGCAUCUAAACUUGCAGCAAACACGAUUGCCUCAUUUUCAAAUAGCUACAAAAGCUGCAGCUCCAUGGAUGAUGAGGAAAGCAGCCCUCGUCCUAAUAAAAGCUUUGCUAACCUUCUGCCACCUCUUCUCAUGGAACGCUCUGGUUUUGGUCUUCACUCUCAUUCCAACAAGGUAACAGAUGAUAGAAGUAGUGGUUCUAAAAAAUGCGAGACAAAAUCGAUUGUAUCAUCAUCAAUCAAUGCUUUUACAUUGCCUGUAAUAAAGCUGAACAAUUGUGUUAUUGAUGAACCUGACAUUAAUAACAUAACUGAAGACUCAGAAAAUAAUAGUAGGCAAAGAAAUGUAUCAAUAGAUUCAUUAGCUAUUCCAUCACCAGUCAUAAAUAGACCUUAUAAACCUGCUAAUACCCCACUACAGCGCAGUUAUUCCAAUAUAGAAGCACUGACCACUGAACCUUCAAUAGCAACUGGACCCCCUAGUGGGCAACUUUUAUCACCAGGAGCUGCCAGGAAGCAAUUUGGAUCUAAUACAUCUUUGCAUAUUUUGUCUUCACAUUCCAAAUCUUUAGACUUAGACAGAAGACCUUCUACUCUUACAGUUCAGGCUGAACAAAGAAAGCACCCAAGCUGGCCAAGACUUGAUCGUAGCAAUAGCAAAGGGUACAUGAAACUUGAGAAUAAAGAAGAUCCAAUGGACAGGUUAAUAGUGCCACAGCAAUCUCAAUCUGCAAAAAAGGACUAUACCAACAAGGAAAAACUACUCAUGAUCUCAAGAUCACAUAAUAAUUUGAGUUUUGAACAUGAUGAAUUUUUGAGCAACAACCUAAAGAGAGGGACUUCUGAAACAAGAUUUUAAUAUGCUAUAUUUUCUUGAAACUAUGUUCUAUUACCCAAAAUAUUAGAAUUUUCUUCUUUUGGUAAAUUGUUUUUAAUUGUUUAUUACCAAAAAGUCAAUUGUUACAGUUGAUCACGGAGGAGUAGCUGUAUGUAUUAAUGACAAAUAACUAUGACUGAUUAACUCUUAUGUAAUUCAUGUGGUUUGUGUAAGCCAAAGAAGUGUUCCCAUGGAAUUCCAAUGCUUACUUCAACUAUUUUUAUGUUUUUUUUUAAAUAGUUAAAUGUGCCCCAAAUUAUAAAUGUCUUUUUUUUUUGUAUGGUAUCUUUGGUAUGUAAUAAUCCACUGAAACUGCUACAAUGUAUUGUUUGGAGAGCGAAGGUAAGUUGAGAUCUGAAAAGCCAAAGUAAAUAAGUACUGUAUGUAAUAAAUUACUUAUACUGAUGAGAUAUAGUUGUUGAAAAGUAUAACAUGCAAAUUGUCUUUUUUUAACAAACUUUUUAAAAAAACUACUUUAGUGAAAGUAUAUUUUAUUGUCUACAUUGUGAAAUUUCACCAUAUUAAAAUGUGGUAAUUAGUCUUUGCU
Pelobates fuscus (common spadefoot toad) is the source of this 2521-nucleotide messenger RNA. It is a transcript of the gene TMEM200A, whose product is annotated as transmembrane protein 200A. The transcript is spliced from 3 exons. The record is from RefSeq and is a predicted model, not a curated record. Lineage: Eukaryota; Metazoa; Chordata; Amphibia; Anura; Pelobatidae. Bases 505 to 1956 code for a protein of 483 amino acids.